Messenger RNA from Gallus gallus (chicken), 4933 nucleotides. It is a transcript of the gene EXT2, whose product is annotated as exostosin glycosyltransferase 2. The coding region runs from base 126 to 2282 and encodes 718 amino acids. Gene Ontology annotation, molecular function: glycosyltransferase activity. Gene Ontology annotation, cellular component: membrane. The transcript has 14 exons. The record is from RefSeq and is marked validated. Lineage: Eukaryota; Metazoa; Chordata; Aves; Galliformes; Phasianidae.
GCGCUGCGACGGUGCAGGCCCGGGGAGAAGCGGGCGGCGCGCCCGGCGCGGAGGGGCGACCGGCGGGCUGGCGGCGCGCACCCGAGAGACUGUGGGCUAAGAGAGAAGAGAUAAUUGAUUCCAUUAUGUGUGCGUCAGCCAAAUAUAACACCCGGGGUCCAGCCCUCAUCCCAAGAAUGAAGACCAAGCAUCGCAUUUACUACAUCACUCUCUUUUCCAUAGUUCUGCUUGGCCUAAUUGCCACAGGAGUGUUCCAGUUCUGGCCUCACUCCAUUGAGUCGUCCAGUGAUUGGACUGUUGAAAAACGCAGUGUCCACGAUGUGCCUGUGGUCAAGCUUCCUGCUGACAGCCCCAUUCCUGAACGGGGAGACCUCAGCUGCCGGAUGCACACCUGCUUCGAUGUCUAUCGGUGUGGCUUUAAUCCCAAAAACAAAAUCAAAGUGUACAUCUACUCACUGAAAAAGUAUGUGGAUGAAUAUGGGACGUCAGUGAGCAAUACUAUUUCCAGGGAAUACAAUGAGCUACUGACUGCCAUCUCUGAUAGUGAAUACUACACUGAUGAUGUCAACCGAGCCUGCCUUUUCGUACCAUCCAUAGAUGUCCUCAAUCAGAACACACUCCGUAUCAAGGAGACAGCACAGGCCUUGGCACAGCUAUCCAGGUGGGAUCGAGGCACAAACCACUUGCUCUUCAAUAUGCUGCCUGGAGGGCCACCAGAUUAUAACACUGCACUGGAUGUUCCUAGAGAUAGAGCUCUGCUAGCUGGUGGAGGCUUUUCCACGUGGACUUACCGGCAAGGCUACGAUGUCAGUAUUCCUGUGUACAGCCCUCUGUCUGCAGAAGUGGAUCUGCCAGAAAGAGGACCAGGUCCCCGCAGGUAUUUUAUUCUGUCAUCUCAAAUGUCUCUGCACCCAGAAUACCAGUCUGAGUUGGAAGCUCUUCAGGCUGAGAAUGGGGAAUCAGUGCUGCUCCUUGACAAAUGUACAAACCUGUCAGAUGGGGUCCCUGCUGUUCGCAAACGCUGUCACAACAGUCAAAUGUUUGAUUAUCCUCAAGUGCUUCAGGAAGCUACAUUCUGUGUUGUUCUACGUGGAGCCCGCCUCGGACAGGCUGUGCUAAGUGAUGUUCUUCAAGCUGGCUGUGUCCCAGUCAUUAUAGCUGACUCCUACAUUCUACCUUUCUCUGAGGUUCUGGACUGGAAGAGGGCCUCUGUAGUCAUCCCUGAAGAUAAAAUGCCUGAAAUGUACAGUAUUCUGCAAAGUGUUCCCCAACGACAGAUUGAAGAGAUGCAAAGACAGGCAAGGUGGUUCUGGGAAGCAUAUUUUCGAUCGAUGAAGGCAAUUGCUCUUGCUACUCUUCAGAUUAUCAAUGAUAGAAUUUAUCCAUAUGCUGCCAUUUCUUAUGAAGAAUGGAAUGAUCCCCCAGCUGUGAAAUGGAGCAGCGUGAGCAACCCACUCUUCCUUCCAUUGAUCCCACCACAGUCCCAAGGAUUCACAGCAAUAGUUCUGACUUAUGACAGGGUAGAGAGUCUUUUCCGAGUCAUCACUGAGGUGUCCAAAGUGCCCAGUCUGUCCAAGUUGCUCGUUGUCUGGAACAACCAAAACAAGAAUCCACCUGAAGAUUCCCUCUGGCCAAAGAUUCGCGUUCCUCUGAAAGUUGUUAGGACUGCAGAAAACAAACUCAGUAACCGCUUUUUCCCCUAUGAUGAGAUCGAAACAGAAGCAGUGUUGGCUAUUGAUGAUGAUAUCAUUAUGCUAACCUCAGACGAGCUCCAAUUUGGCUAUGAGGUUUGGCGUGAGUUCCCAGAUAGGUUGGUUGGAUAUCCAGGUCGACUGCAUCUUUGGGACCAUGAGAUGAACAAAUGGAAAUAUGAAUCCGAAUGGACCAAUGAAGUCUCAAUGGUGCUCACUGGGGCAGCAUUUUAUCACAAGUAUUUCAACUAUCUUUACACCUACAAAAUGCCUGGAGAUAUCAAGAAUUGGGUGGAUGCCCAUAUGAACUGUGAAGAUAUUGCCAUGAAUUUCCUAGUGGCAAAUGUCACUGGUAAAUCAGUCAUCAAGGUGACCCCACGAAAGAAGUUCAAAUGUCCAGAAUGCACAGCAAUCGAUGGGUUAUCACUGGACCAGACACACAUGGUGGAAAGAUCUGAAUGCAUCAAUAAGUUUGCCUCUGUCUUUGGGACCAUGCCUCUGAAAGUGGUGGAGCACCGUGCUGACCCUGUUCUGUAUAAAGAUGACUUUCCUGAGAAACUGAAGAGCUUUCCCAAUAUCGGCAGCUUGUGAAGGCAGCUGUGAGACAAACCUGAGCACUGAAAACGCCAGCAGAAGAGGUAGUAAGAAGAAUAUAAGGCUCUGAAAGGAAAAAAAAAUGCUAGAGAGUGGGUUACAUCUGAGGGAGAUGGCAAUUAAUGUAUUCUGGUGCAUUGUCCUCCUUUUAUAUUGCACUAAGAUGUAGUGGAAAGCUGAACAACUCCUUCUCUGUUGCUCAUAGAAGACUGAAUCUAUUGACAAGUCCUGCCAGAAAUGUCAAGCAAACACUUCUCCAAAGGAGGCUGUGCACCCGGGAGAAUAAAACUGAAUUUCUCUCUCUGAGGCAUGACUGACUUCUUCAACUGAAUGUGCUAUGGCCCUCUGGUUUGUAAGCAUCCAUCCAUCUGAAGCAACUGUCUCCAUUGUGUAGCUGCUCUUUUGGGAGGAGCUUAUUUUCUGGGUGGUUGGUGGACUUCCAUCUAGAGCAUAAUUUUGGGCCUACAUACCUACGUAACAAACAUUUUUUUCCUUCUUAGUGGGACAAAUGUUUAUUUUUUUACAAAGUCAACAACAAAAAUCAGUAUUUUGUUACGUGAUUUAAAAAAGCAUUUUCUUACUUUUUUAAUGCAAAUUGAGGCACACAGCAGGAUGGUCUUUAAUGCAGAGACCUGCAGGAUACAAUUCCACUUGCUGUAGCCUUCCUUUCUGCAUAAAUCUCAGGUUUUCUGCUGCAUCGAUGCCAGAGACUGGGACUCUAUGUCAAAACUAGUUGUAUUAUACAGAGAAAUGUGUCUUUCAAUCUUACUAUAUAUUUGCUUUUCAUUAUUCAGCAGAGCAGCCAGGUAACUAUUUUACAUCAUGGCCAUAUGUUGCAACAGCAGCUUUUAUGGAGUUUAUAUAGGUAAAGGUUUAAUGUCUGAAUCCUCUUCAGCAAACAGUCUGUUUUAAUACUGAUUUGUAAACCACUUCAAUUUACAGAAAUCUCACUUACAGCUUUAAUGUGCAGGGAUAUGUGCAUGUACAAGGUACUAUUAAUGCACAUUGUAACCUGCUAGAAAAAAAUUGCUGGGUCUUAGUUUAUAAUUUAAAUAGGGAACCCAUUGCUGCAGGCUGCCACUGAAACAUAGAGCUCUGGAGAUCCUUUACCUUUCUUACAAGCCCUGGCAAUGUUUCUCAACACUGAAAUUAACUCGAAUUAGAAAACUAAAUUCAGUAAAAUUAGAAAUAAAAUUGCCUGGACUAUUGCCUCGUGUCCUUUGAUAUUAAAGAUGAUCUCAAGUUGGACUGAGAAAAGAAUCUCUUUUCCAGCUCCACAGAUAAGAUGUCUGUUGCCAGAUAAGGGCGAUUUAACUGUUUUUUGAAAUGUCCAUUGCUGCCAGUUACAGGGAUAGCCUACUCGAUGGGCCAUUUUUCCAUUCCACUGUGAGCAACCUUAUUUCUCAGAUUUUGCCAAACCUCAAACAAUAGGACAAGUGUUAGGCAUCACAGUUCACCCCCUCUCCUAAGCUGGGUAGGCAGCAAUGACAGAAACCAAAUGAAAGUCAGGCUAGAAACAGGAAACAUCUGCUCCUAUUUGUCUCACCCCCACUAAGACUUAUCUUAUUGCCCAACGCAGUGGAUAUGCUGUGAAUGAAAAUCAUAUUGGAACAAUAGCUCUGAGGGGAUGCUUCACUUCAUAACUCCGCUGGGACGUGCCUGUAAACUGUAUCGUCCAAAUCUCUGGGAAUGUUUAAUUACUAGUAAAUGUUUUUCACUGUAGUCUUUGUUUCAUUCCUGACUUGCUGUGAGAGGGAUGUUAGGGAGUUAGGGGGAUAGCUUUAGCAGUGACAACAUCUGCUGCUGCACAGUGGGUAUCACAAGAUAUAGGAAUGUCUGUUGUUCUCUGUUUCUCCUUUGCUGUCUUGUGUGUUCAUGAAGUUUCUUUCUACAUCUUUCUGUUGGUUAUGUCCUGGUGUUUGAGCAUCAAGAGAUACCAGCAUAUUUCCUCAGAGAAAUUUUCUUCAACAGGGUGGCUGUGACAGUGUAGUGGUCACUUGAAUUUUAGUCUUCCUUUUGGAGCUGAUCUCAGCUUAGCAGUGUAACUGAUUUGUUACAUCUCCUUUGCACGGAGUUGUGAAGCUGCUGUGUGUGAUUUUUGGUUUUUCUUCAGUAAUACCAGUAUUACACAUUUUGCUCGAGGUGUAAAAAGACCUGGAGGAUUCCAGCUGGUUGGUCGAAUGUUUUUGGGUGGGAACGGCCUAACCAACCCUUCUAAACCGGUCUAUGGUCUCAAGUCAGUUAAAAGGCAGCAGGUCUUCGUGUCUGCAUCCCAGAGUGUCAGAGUGCAUUCUCUGUCCUCAAAAUGUUCAGUGACCUGUACCAGUCUUCAUUUUUUUUUUGUCUUUUAGCAGUUUACUGUUGCUUUUAUAGGGCAGUCUCACUGAAAUGGUAGUUUUUCUCUGCUGAUGCCAUGGAGAAAAUUGGGCAAUUGACUGAAGACAAAAAAAAAAAGUGUAAAAUGACCUACUUCCUCGUUUCAUUUAUAAUUGUUUUGUUGUUCUUGAUGCUAAACCUAUAAAAGUAAGAUGUACUUAUAUGACUGGAAUGGUUUUAUUGUUAGUCGUUAAAUUAAGAUCACUGUUAAUUUUCACUGUAUAUAUGUUACCAAAAGAGUUUAAUAUUGGUAUAUUAAAAAGUAAAUCCAA